Zingiber officinale is the source of this 712-nucleotide messenger RNA. RefSeq names its product ethylene-responsive transcription factor ERF020-like. Gene Ontology annotation, molecular function: DNA binding; DNA-binding transcription factor activity. NCBI's taxonomy places the organism in Eukaryota, Viridiplantae, Streptophyta, Magnoliopsida, Zingiberales, Zingiberaceae. The record is from RefSeq and is a predicted model, not a curated record. Gene Ontology annotation, biological process: regulation of DNA-templated transcription. Bases 45 to 515 code for a protein of 156 amino acids. The transcript has a single exon.
UCCAAUUUUUUUUUUCAGCGAGGCAGCUGGAAAAAGUUGAUUCGAUGAGCAACGCCGCCGCCGGCCACCGCGACGAGAAGAGUUACAAGGGCGUGCGCCGCCGGAAAUGGGGCAAGUGGGUGUCGGAGAUCCGUGUGCCGGGGACAGGCGACCGCCUGUGGCUCGGCUCGUACACGACGCCGGAAGCCGCAGCAGUGGCGCACGACACCGCACUCUUCUUCUUCCGAGGGCCGAGCUCCUCCCUCCUCGGCCGCCGCCUCAACUUCCCCGACCAAGUCGCCCAGCACACUUGGGCGCCCCUGUCGCCGCUGUCGGUGCAGCGAGCCGCGUCCAACCGCGGGAUGAUGGUCGACGCGCAGUUGGCCGUCGGAGUCCCGCAGCAGUCGCGGUCGCCAGAGAGCGACGAAAGAGAUGACCGGCGUCGGCAAAGGACGAGCUUGGGAGAGGCGGCCACCAGCGAGGAGGCUGCGAUGCUGGAAGAGUUAAACGUCGAUGACAUGGAAAUAUGGGAAUAAUUAAAUCUUAAUUAGCCACUUUAUUAUCUAUUAGCCAAAGUAAUUAGGCAUAAUUGCCAUGUAAUUAGCCUAUUUUAUAUCCGGCAUGGAAUGGAAGUAGUGAUGGCGAAUGAGUCGAGCCAUUUCGAUUCGACAAACUAACACAGUGUUCGUUUUGUUAGACCUGAGCUCGAUAAAGAUCUUAGGUAGCUAGGGGC